Molecule: messenger RNA, 2449 nt
Organism: Rhinopithecus roxellana (golden snub-nosed monkey)
Lineage: Eukaryota; Metazoa; Chordata; Mammalia; Primates; Cercopithecidae
Exons: 7
Coding region: 875-1459 (194 amino acids)
Source: RefSeq, a predicted model, not a curated record
AUUUUUUUAAGAAACAAGAGAGCUAUUUUCUAAAUUAGCUUUGCCAAUUUAUAUUCCUUCUAUGAUGCAUAGCACUAAUUUCACUGCACCAUGUGUGGUAGGCCCCAAUAUGUAAGAAAUGAUGAAAGUAACACAUAAAGAUUAGUAUAGAACAAAUAAGAUUAUCAUUGUUGCUAUCAUCUUUGUCAAAUUCUCAAAACAAUCUAAGUAUAUUUUUAUAUAAAUGUGCUUGGCAACAUAGCUGAGAAAAGCAUUAUCAAUUACAUUUAUCAGUAACAAAGACAUACAUUUGAAGGGGAAAAACACUUGUACUAACAACACAAUGUCAGAAUUAACAUACAAAUUCUGCUGGUCACUUUGAAAUAUUUAAUUGCCUGGGGCAGUGUUUUGUAGACAAACGAACAUCUAUGGAGCACCCGAGGUAGGGAGAAUCAACAAAACUUGGGUUUCAAAAGUUAUCUGGUGUUAGAGCGUGAAACUGUUGGAGGACACACACCUUGUGUGAGUGAGGUGCCUCAGUGUGUGUGGACGUGUUGGAGGUAGAGCAUAAUGGUGGCUUCCUCCAGAAAGGGGCAUUUGGGGUAGAUUCAUUGCAUUUGAACAAAACAGCCUGAUGUGGCAUGGACAUGAAUGGAGGUGAAAUGGACAGUAGCUGAGAGGAUCAGUCCUGACAAGGCCAAGGUGAAAAACCUGGGAAGUCCUUCAGGUGCAGAGUCUUCAGUUGAAAAAGGAGGUGGUCACAGGAAAUACUGAGAUGGAUCAGCAAUGCACGGGAGACAGAGUUCUUGGCCCUGUGGAGUGAGUAGUGUGUAUUCUCAAGUUUUCUCCUCUCUCCAUUAAUUUCUCUUCCAAUGCAGACGACUUUGAAUGUCCAAUGGAUCAUGAGAUUAUAGACAAGCCUCAGCCCGCUCUUGAAGCCUCUGAGGAGUCCCCAGUUCACAAGGAGGGAGGAGAUGGAGAGUGGCCGGUCAACACAAGGGUGGUGCAGGCGGCCCCUCUGGGGUGUGACUCUACUCCCUGUGGGGAUGCUGUGCAAGACAUCUCUAUUGAGGAUGCUGAAUAUGACAUCUGUAAUGAGGACACUGUACAAGACAUCUCUAAUGAGGAUGCCGUAGAAGACAUCUCUAAUGAGGACGCUGUAUACGACAUCGCUAAUGAGGACGCUGUAUGUGACAUCACUAAUGAUGCUGUAGAAGACAUUGCUAAUGAGGACACUGUAUAUGACAUCGCUAAUGAGGACGCUGUAUGUGACAUCACUAAUGAUGCUGUAGAAGACAUUGCUAAUGAGGACACUGUAUAUGACAUCGCUAAUGAGGACGCUGUAUGUGACAUCACUAAUGAUGCUGUAGAAGACAUUGCUAAUGAGGACACUGUAUACGACAUCGCUAAUGAGGACACUGUACAAGACAUCUCUAAUGAGUGUGCUGUAGAAGACAUCUCUAAUGAGAACGCUGUAUAGGACAUCGCUAAUAAGGACUCUGUAUACGACAUCGCUAAUGAGGAUGCUGUACAAUACAUCUCUAAAAAAGAUGCUGCCACUGAUCCAUUUGUACUGGAGAAUGAUCUGUUUUUGGAGAGCAUAUCCGAUGAUGAGGAUUUGUAGAUCAUCCAUGACUGGGGACUUCAUCCGUGACUGGGGACUUCAUUCAGAGCCAGCAGCCUCAUCCACAGCUAGGGGCUGCAUCCACAGCUGGGACUUCAUCCAUAGCUGGGGACUUCAUCCGUGACUGGGGACUUCAUUCAGAGCCAGCAGCCUCAUCCACAGCUAGGGGCUGCAUCCACAACUGAGGCAUCGUUUACAGUUGGGGGCCUCCUCCACGGCUGGGACUUCAUCCACAACUGGGUCAUCAUGCAUGGCUGGGACUUAAUCUACGUCUGGGGCUUCAUCCAUGUCUGGGGGCAUCAUCCGUGUCUGGGGGCAUCACCCAUGGCUGGGGAGUUCAUCCACAGCUGGUUUGCCUGAUCUGUAUCUGAGUCACAGAUACAGAUUAUUAAACCUAGUAAUUUUAUUGAGUUCCACUUCUAUAGUUUUCGUUUCAAAAGUUGUUUGUUGAUAAUUUAAUGAAAUAAACUAAAUCAGAAUUACCCCCCUUUUAAUUAUGUCCUUGUGUCAAUAUAGAAAGAGUGGAUUUAAGAAAACACUGAGAUGCUCCUGGAUUUAAGGAAACACUGAGAUGCCCCUGUCUGUGCUUGUGAGCAGGACUGGCGGGUCUAAAGCCUUUCUCUGGUAGCGCUCCAGAAGAUUGCCCCACCUUACACUUGCUUUCUGCCGGUUCCAGAGGCUUCCCUUUGAAAGGAGCCUCUCUCCCCACUCUGCCUUAAUCCACACCAGCUCUCCUGUAACCCACUGACUUUGUAAAUGCUUUCUUCCACCUGCACCUCAUUGAAUUCGAAACUUGGAAAAUAGUCAAAAAUUCUAAAAAGGUGGGAGUGGGUGUGAUCUGGAAAU